AUGGCAGCUCCUUUUAGUCAUAAUCCAGUUUUUCAAUAUACAAAUCAACGGAAUGAGCUAACUAAUGAUGAUCAAACUCAACCAGAAGAACAUUCAAGAACCAAUACCAAUACCACUGAUCUAUUUGACAGAGCUAGUCAUUUCCCAGAAUUUCCUCCUGGUUACAACCCUGCUACUACUAACAACGAUCAAAUACCAGAAAAUCCCCCUUUCCAACAACACACCAAUCUAAUGUCAUUGAUUAAUUAUCAACAACAACCUGUUGUAAGAGAAAUUCAACCUGCUAUAAUAAGAGAAGACUAUCCCUUUUUUAGAGAAGGUCAAAAUGUUGUGACGGAAGAUUUUUCAGUUCCUAGGGAAACUCAACGUGCUAUUAGAGAAGGUCGUAGAAUUCUAAGAGCGGAAAAUCGUGCUAUCAGAGAAGGAAUUCUUCUUAAUAAUGGAGAAAAUGUCAAUAUUAAUAAUGUUACAUCAACAACAAGUUCAUCAAAUCUACAACCAAAUUCUCAAAGUGUUGAAGAUAAAAGAUGUUGGAUUUGUUACGGAGAGGAGAAUGACAGUGUUGGAAAAUGGGUUAAACCUUGUAAAUGCUCUUUAAUAUGUCAUGAAGAAUGUUUGUUGAAUUGGAUUAAUGAAAAACAAAGAAGUGCGGCUCUUAGGAAGAUGUCCACAAUAGCGUAUGCAAUGGUAACAAUGCUUGGUCUUGAAGAUGGUCAGCGUUUUUUGGAGGAACCUUGGAAUUGGAGAACUUAUAUAUCUCUUCCAUUAAUACCAAUGUUAUUAAUCUUUUCAAGAGCUCGCAUUGCAGACCCAGUUAUGCCGCUUAUUCCAAUGUUUUUGGUUAGAAUGGAUCAUCUAAGAAUGACAAUACCACCAAAUCCAUCCCUUACAAUUUCACUUUUACCAUGGAUUAGAAUUAUAUACAAUUGGACAUAUCAACAGCUAUUUGGUAUGAUGGAGAUAAAUUGGAGAAGACAACUUGAGCCAUAUGUUGUUUUAACAGAUAAUGUUAAUGAAACUGGAGGAGAAAUCGGUAAUGGUAACAAUAUACAACGUAGAAAUGAUCAAGAUAUGUUAGAUCGUUUAGAUAGAAAUUACGCGGGUAGAAAAAUUGUUGGUGCUUUAUGUUUGCCAUUUAUUUCAGCAAUUGUUGGAGGUUUGUUAGGUAAAUUCUCAUUCAUUCGUUCACGAAUACCCGAUGCAUUUCAUCGUAAUAUACUUGGAGGGUGUUUGUUUAUUGUUUUAAAGGAUAUUGUAAGUCUCACAUAUAAAUAUCAAAGAGCCACACAUCGACGUUCGCGUCAUAUUAGAAAUUAUACGGAAUUUGCAAAUGAGGAUAACUCUAGAUAA
Messenger RNA from Entrophospora sp. SA101, 1350 nucleotides. NCBI's taxonomy places the organism in Eukaryota, Fungi, Glomeromycota, Glomeromycetes, Entrophosporales, Entrophosporaceae. The record is from the annotation of a GenBank genome assembly.